Messenger RNA from Cladocopium goreaui, 5367 nucleotides. The record is from the annotation of a GenBank genome assembly. NCBI's taxonomy places the organism in Eukaryota, Dinophyceae, Suessiales, Symbiodiniaceae.
AUGGCCUCCGCUGAUCGCGAUCCCUUGCCGGCAUUGCACGAGCUCCAGCAGCUUCUUCAAGCGCAGCUGGAGGCAUCAAAAGCAGAAGCAAACGGCUUGGCCCGCUGCUGUGCUCAUGCAGAGCGCCUGUUGGAGAAGACACGACCAGCACGUAGUGCCAGCGAAGAUGUGGGUCAGGAUUUGGACUUUGAGAAAUGGUGGCGGUGGCGUCAGCUGCGUUCCAAGUGGGCUCAGGUAAAGAGCCAGGAGCCGUUGCUUCGGGAGGCAGCCCAAAAAGCCCGGAGUACCUGGAAGCAGCAGCUACUGGAGUCGAGUUCAAGGACCAGCUCACAGGAAACAGCGGGGCAGUUCCUGAAGGGGUGCAUGCUGGCCAGACUCUGCAGCCUUGCAGUGGAGGAGGUUUUGCCCGCGCCUGAGAAGUUCUUCAUCGCAAAAGGGCUGUGGCCAGACACAGGUGAUGAGCAAAUCCUGGAGUUUUGCCGGCUUUUUCUAUACAUUGCACUUGAGAGGUGGUUAGUGCGGCUACGCCAGGAGGCGGCCAAAGAAGUCCCUCCUGCUGCCAUGGCAAUCAUGGCAAUAAAAGCCAUCAAGCAACGCGUCACAAAGAGAGAGGAACGAGACUCCCCUGGGGCCCCUUCCGUAAGGAGAGAGGAACGCGAGUUGCAUCCCUUGUCGCUCUUGCAACUGCCUGGUGGGGAGCCUGCAGUUCGAGCCAUUCUUCAAGCAAAGUACAAGGCACAGCAAAUGGAGGUGGAAACUGAGAUCAUGCGCAUUUGCUGCGGGCCCUUAGAGGGCGGUGCGACAGAGUCAAGCUUGUUGGAUGAGGUCAGCGGCAUCUUGCGUGAUGAAAGCGCCUGUGGCAAGGCACACCCGGAGAAUUUUCGGAGAGCUCUAGAGUUGCUUCGCUUGGCACAGCACCUUUGCUCCGAACGUCGGUUGAUGCUGAGCUAUUGGCCGUUUGCGGACUUGACCUCGUCAGAUCCCGGCGGUGAGGUGAAGAAACAAGUAGCCAAUGGCUUUCAGCCGGAAGAGCUCAAGGAGCAGGAACCCCAAGACACUGAGACGUUGACUUUUCCAGCAGAGCAGCGCUCGCGAUGGCUGCCAACGGAGGCAGAGAAGAUAUUGAGAUCUCAUCCAAGCAGUGCCAAGCAUGCAGCUUGCGGUGUGCCGAUUCCACCAGAAGCUCUUUUUUCUUGGAACCAAGCGGACUUCGAAAUCUACGUGGCCAGCGCUGGCUAUGUGAAGCCGAAACUGAAGGUCUCGUAUUACUUGUCACCAGAGUGUCCACAGACAAUUGUGGAUCUGGUUUCUCCUUCUUUGCGUGAGAUGAAUUGGACGUGCUCGGUAGCGCAACAAGCUGAGAUUCCGCCGAUUUUCAUUUGGGAAGGCUCUCGUCGUAGCAUCGAUCCUGCCCCUACACUGUCACGGGGUGGCCUUGUGAAUCGAGUUUCGGGAGCCUUUUCCGUCACCACCAAAGUUGGCAUGCUGAAGGCCGUGCACAGCUUCACUUUGCGAAAGGGCACAGCUUUCCCUCCACCAUGGUAUUCUUUGGCCUAUGAGCUGCCGGCAGACCUCGAGAGUUGGCGACAGCAUGCCCAGCAGCACCCACAGAAGCGUUGGAUCUACAAGCCGAAUGGUGGUGCUCGUGGCAUUGGCCUUAUCCUCGUCUCUUCGGUGUCUGAUGUAGACUCUGCCGAACGUCCAUUCCAAGAUCGCUGUCGAGCACCUCGUGCUGAAGACAUGCACUCAUCACCUUUGGAAGAACGAUAUUUUGCACCUAGUGGCAUCAUUCAGGAGUAUGUUCAAGACUUGCAGCUUCUUCGUGGGCACAAGUUUGCGGUGAGAACAUAUGUGCUCAUUGCUCGUGUCAAGCCACUGCUGGUCUUAUUGCAUGGGGCAGCGUAUGCGAAGGUUUGCGGUCAGGCUUUCGAUGCGGCCUGCUUCAGCCAGGCAGACCUCUUUCGACAUGUGACGAACCAAGAGUUUCAAAAGAAGGGCUCGGAAGUGCACGAAGACUGGAAGGUUUGGCCCGUCAUGCUGUUGAGGGAUUUAGCACAGCAGCUGCACAAUGACCAAGGACAGGCAACCCUUUGGCUCUCCUCUUUCUGGAAGCAAGUCCGAGAAAUUUGCCUUCAAGUGAUCGAUAGCUUCUCUGAGUCAAUUCGUGAAAGCCAGCCCGGGAUGUUCGAGAUUCUGGGCUUGGACUUCGUUUGCAAGGCAGAUGGCUCUUUGAUCUUUUUGGAAGCCAACCGGGAUCCCUCUUGGGUCAUCGACGGUGGUGCUAAGAAAGCAAUCAUUCCUGCUUUGGUGAGCGAUAUGCUGUCUAUCGUGCUUCGGUGUCAUGGGGGCGGAGAGUCAAGUGGAUGGCUGAAUCCGGGUGGGCACGAGUUCCAAUUUGAGAUCCUUGUGGACGAAGCCAAAGAGAUUCAAGCAAGGAAAAAAGGCACCAGCCAGUGCUCAAAGAGCUGCAGCCGAGUUCAGUGGCAGACGGGCCAAGAGGUCAAACGACGUCGAGUGGAAUCUUUAUCCGUUGGCAUGGUGGGCUUUGGCUCCAUUGGGAAAGUCAUUGCAGAGUCAUUAAACUCCGGAGCGAUUUCAGGUGUAUCCUUGGGUGCCGUGAUUGUGCAAAAUGAGCGUUCUGAGCGACCACCCGAGAUUGGGACUGCGGUCCUGACCACGAGCAUCGAAGAGUUUCUUGCAGCUGACUGGUUCCUUUGUGUAGAAGUUGCUGGCCAACCUUGGAUCCGUGACCAUGGGAAGACAGUGUUGGCUCAGGGAAGGGAUUUGCUCGUCACUUCUGUUGGUGUCUUUACAGAUGACCAGCUGCUGGAAGAUCUGACCUCCACAGCUCGCGGCUCUAACUCCCGACUGCUGUUGCCUGCUGGGGCAAUGCCAGGCUUGGACUGGAUGUCAAGUGCAGCCUUGGACGAAGUGGAGGAGAUUACCUUGGAGCAGCGGAAAAGACCGGAGGGUUGGCGUGGUACCCCAGCAGAGAAACAUUUGGAUUUGACAACUCUGACUGAAGAGGCUACGGUUUUUCAAGGUCCGGCUCGUAAAGCCGCCAGUGAGUUCCCCAAGAAUGCCAACAUUGCAGCAGCACUGGCCUUGGGCACUGUUGGACUGGACAAGUUGCAAGUUCGACUAGUGGCAGAUCCGACGGUGCCUGGACCAACCAACAGAGUAACUCUGAAGGGCCGCUGCGGCGAGCUCUCCUUAGAAGUGCGCGGCAAACCUCUGAGCCAACGCACGUCUCGCAUCGUUCCAUUUUCUGUGCUGAAGGCAUUGAAGAACUUGUCCUCCCCGCUGAGCAUUGGUUUCAGCCUGACAUGGCGGCUAGAGCAAGCACAAGACGGUCAGCCAAACUUGCCACCCAAGAAGUCCCUCCUUGGGCAAGCAAGUCUAGCGAGGCUAAACAAUGAUGAGCUGCGUGAAAAGAUUGAACGAGAAAGAGGAGUGGACAAGCUGACGGGUUUGAACAAGAAAGUUGAUGAAGGAGACUUCCAAGCUGUGUUGAAGAAGGAAGGCGUGGGGACGAACGGAGAUUCAACGCAGCAAAGAAACUUCGUUGAACAGCCCGCCUUCGACAUUGCCAUUGCUUCAGCCAUUAUUCUCAACUGCAUUGUGUUGGGCCUGGAGAUCGACUUGGCUCAGCAUUCCUCACCAACUCUUUGGAUUGUUUUCGAGAAUUUAUUCUGCCUUACCUGGAUAGUGGAGAUGCUUCUGAAGGUGUACUACCUGAAGUUGGCAUAUUUCAAAGACCUUUGGAACUACCUAGACCUGUUCCUGGUCUUUCUAGCAAUUUAUGAUGCCUGGAUAUCACGAUGGAUGGCUUCAGCAAGCGAUUUGGGAUAUCUCCGAGUAAUACGAAUGUUGCGGCUUCUGCGAUUAGUGAAGCUGUUCAAGGUCAUGAAGAUGUCAAGGAAUCUCUGGCUGCUGGUGCAAGGCUUCAUCGAGUCGUUUAGUACACUGUGCUGGGUCUCCUUCCUCAUUCUCUUCGUGAUCUAUGCGUAUUCGUGCCUCUUUCGCAUUUUGGUAGAUUGCAGAAAGGACUUUUCAGGCUGGAGCGACUGUUCAAUGUUAUUUGGAAGCAUGCCAAAGGCCAUGUUCACUCUUUUUCAGAUGCUCACUUUGGAGUCAUGGAGCAUGCUCAUAGCACGGCCUUUGAUUGAAGUAAACCCAGCAUUAUUCGUCGCAAUCAUUUCAUUUAUACUGCUGACGACGUUUGGCUUGUUGAACAUCAUUGUCGGCGUCGUUGUGGAGAAUACGUUGAGCGUUGCGAAGCAGAACCUGGACCUACAGACAAAGCGCGCCGAACGCCAACUCUUCAAGGAGCUGGAGCUUCUGAGAACUGUCUUCGAGGAAGCUGACGUAGAUGGAAGCGGGACGAUGGACAAGAGGGAGUUUUGCGAGAUUUGCAAUACAAUCAGCGUGAGGCGUGCGCUUCAUCGAAUGGGGGUGCCGUUGGACCAAGCAGAGACCCUGUUUGACAUCAUUGAUUCAAACAAGAUGGGCGAGGUUUCCUUCCCAGACUUCGUAGAAGGUGUCAAGAAUGUGCGAGGAGUUCCAACCAAUCUUGACAUGAAGACUAUGAUCGUGGCGGUCAAGAACAUACACAAGCAACAAGUGCGCUUUGAGAAGGAGUCGGUGCAGCUCCAACGAGUUCUGUUGGGAUUCAUCCAGGAGGCGCAGGAGGAUGGAAAUGUCAUACACCUCCCUCCCACAGAAGAACUUGAAGAAUUGCUGAAGGUGAGGAAGGGCUUGACCUCCAUGACAACGGGCACCUUUAGCAACUACAGUCCACGAGGAGCCAGCAAAAUAAGCUUGAGAGAAGAAGCGAGGAGUGAGGUCUUCAGUGAACAUGCGAGCCCGCAGAUUCCAUCGUUGGAGGUGCCAACAAGGGUAGCCAAUGUGCAUCCAUCCCAGGUGGGUUCUCUUUCAGUGCCAGAGGGGGUGUCGCCAUCGCUCGACGUCAAUGUCCCCACUAUGCGGGAACCCAUUGAUGACAGCCUGCUGAGCGACGGUACAUUACCGGGCCAACCGCUCGAUGAAAGUGCCGCUAGCUCGAGCAAAUCCAUGCCACUCGAGAUGCAAAGACCAUCAAGUCAGCCAUCGCGGUCCCCCAUCCCAUUGGGGAUAGGAGAGAGCCCAUCGAGAACUUUGCACGGCCACUUAUGUGCCAGCGGCGUGCAGAGCAUGGUUCGGCAGUUGUCUCAAGACACUACUGAGCCUACCAGGGGAGAGGCAGCCGGUCCUUUGUGCUGUGCUAGACAGCAUGGUAUUCAUUGGAAGCAGUCGUGGACGACCAGCUUCCCCUUUUCUCAGGCGGCGGUGUUAGAAGCCGUCAGGAGUGAGGCCAAAAGGCGGUGA